Messenger RNA from Archocentrus centrarchus (flier cichlid), 3520 nucleotides. RefSeq lists its product as uncharacterized. The coding region runs from base 1 to 1212 and encodes 403 amino acids. The transcript is spliced from 8 exons. The record is from RefSeq and is a predicted model, not a curated record. Lineage: Eukaryota; Metazoa; Chordata; Actinopteri; Cichliformes; Cichlidae.
AUGCUAAAAGAUGUGGAGACCCGCCGAGGAAGAAGAGGAAGCAACCUCAGCAGCUGGGUGAGGAAUGACGGGGAAGUACCGGUCGGUGAGAGCAGCGUCCGCCGAGCUGAAGAAGAUGACGGGACGGAAAGCAGAGAGGUCCACGAGUGUGUGUGGGGGGCAGGUGACGCCACGGUGACAGUCCCUCGGGAGCUCUGGUCCACACAUCACGAGCCGACGAAGAAAAAGCUGGUCCUGCAUGUUGACCUAAACAACACCAUCCUGGUGUCGGACGCCGUGACAUGUCAGGGGACGGUGGCUGCUCUGGACUACUUUCUAACCACGGUCACCUGGGGGAAGAAGGGCAAACACGGAACGUGGGAAUGGUUGAGUGACUCACCCUCUCUGCUCCCACCCCGCAGUGAUGCUGUAAGCCACUACUCCCAGUUUGGACGGAUUCCUGGUUUCACCUCUGGCGCUGGGCGUCGUUUCCGUAAGGUUCUGGACGAGCAUCUGAACCUGCUCUGCUGGCCUGAGGGUGUAAAGGGAGACAAAGAGCUGUCUGUAAAAGGAGAAGACGGACGCCUGUACCACUGGAUCCUCCCCUCCUUCUUCCAGCUGCUCAGAGACCUUUCACAGGAAGGUCGGGAGUUUGCCGUCCUCUUCCGUACGUUUGGAACCGACCUACCUCGUGUGCUGAGAGCCGUGUCCCAAGCACUCGACGGGGCACAUCCGCUGUUCCCUGAUCUGCCUCAGCUAAAGUUGAGCGUGGAUAUGACUCCAGGCAAGAUCCGCUGCAGCAAGAGGGGAAUCGUCCUGAAUCGAGCCGAGAAGCGUGUGUCCUCUCGCGAUGGGGAGCGAGGCCUGUACGAGUACUUCAGCUCUGUGCAGGGUCUGGGAGGAUUUCAGGACCACUUUGACUGGUGGGCUGCUAAUACCUUCUCCAUCCGUGGGGGGAAGCCAAUGUGGGUCGACCCCUUUGAUGAGCAUGUACAGCACAUCUUUAUAGAUGACAAUAUACGACAGAAUGACGAGGAUACUAUCGUUAAUCCAAAGGUUUUCUUGGACCCAGGUGGCUCUGACACUCGCACAGCCUGCACCUCUGAGCUCUAUGAUAUCACCUUGAUCCAAACGGACCUCCUCCAGGCCAUUUCUGACCCCAGCUACUUCACCCGGCGUGUGCACAUCUGUCUGGAAAACUAUGAGAAGAAUGUCCAGCAGGGGGCAGGCUAAAACACACUUCAAACUUUGUGUGCUUCCUGUAUGUCUGUUUGUCUAUGAGACAACUUUCAGUCUAUACAGGGGAUGCAGACACAAUAGCAUUUAGGCAGGACUGUUAAACACAAAGUUAGAAGACUUGCUGAGAGUUCAUCUAAACACAAAUUUAAGACAAUUACAUAAGGAAGCAGGUUACAUGAACAGGAGGGGUCAUAGUUGUUACCUGAAGAUAAAAUAUUCUUCCAGGAGGACACAGUAAAUGAUAUAAGUGGCAGCUAGAUAAGCAGGACUGUAAUUCAUCUUAUGGUUUAAAUACCAUGUAUACUUAAUAAAAAGAAUAACUGACCAUAAAAGGAGCACUUCAGUUAGAUUGCACUGUCUGCCAUCCUAAAGUGAACUGCCACCCAGUCAAAAGCGUUUUUGACCCAGUUGAGCGCUAAAUUGGCCGGGCUGCGCUCUUUAAUUGCACCGAAGGCUCUGUGACUAAUCACUCCAGGAUAUAAUUGGCCAAACUCUCUGAAUUUGGAGGCAGAGAGAAUGAUUGGGGUCAGAUAUGGAGAAAAAGCUCCUCAGUUGUUGUGGUUAUUGUGGGCUUUGCUUCAGCUCCUUUUAUUUCUUGAAUUCGCUCAUUGGGACAUUGUUUACAUCCACGCAGAACCCAGUGGUAAUACUUGAAUAUUUUCAGAUGAAUACUCAGUAUGUGUUACUUAUAAAUGCACUACAGUCGUGAACUGACUCUUUAUGAUAGAUGGCUCAAAAUUUGAGCUUUAAUGUGGUUUAAUAUGACCAUCUUGCUAGCACGAAUCCCCAUAUUAGAUUUGGAGCAGUUCAUAUGUUCCUGAUGUGAUCCGAUGAUCUAUGAAGCGUUCAUUACCGCAGCCAGAUGUAAAAAGUAACAUGUUCUUAGUGACGGGUUAUUAGGGUUUGGGGAUUGUUUGCACUGAGUUAUUUUCUGCAGCUUUUGUUUAAAGGCACCCUUUUGAGAAUUAUAAAAUAAAUCAAAUUUGGGUUGAAGUUCAUGGAAAAUUUUGCUUUGAGGGUUUUAGAAUAUAUUUAUUACUGAGCUUCCAGGGAAUUUUAACGGCUUUGUUUUUCUCAGGUCAGUUGUAAAGAGGCAGCCAAAUAAAUGCAGUAUAAGUAAUAUUUUUUUAGUAUAUUUUUAGCCAAGAGUUCCCUGCAAAUUAAUAUACUUAUAAGAAAAGUUUGGAGAGAAAGUUUUGUUUGUGGUGAUAAGCUUACAGUAGAGCCCGACUGAUAUUGAACUUUUGCGGCGGAGGCUGAAAUUGAUUUUAAGGAAGUUAAAGGAAAAAAAUAUAUCAGUAAAUAUUCUUUAAUAUUCUUGUAAUGUUAAAAACAUGUACAGUGAUGUAUGUUGAAUAUGCCACUAUCGGCCUAUAAUAUCAGCUGACUUCCCUCAGGGCUCUAAAUCAGUGUUUCACAGUGGCUUCAGGCACCUAAACAGCCUGUAUACUCACUCAGUAUGACUCAAAACCUAUAAGAAGUCAGACAGUAACUACUGAACUGUGUCCAGUUCUUUGAACAUUAUUUAAGAUGUUUUUAUUUGAAAUAAUAAUUUUAUUAUUGAGCAUUGGAUUCCAUCCAAAUGUAGAGCUCAUUUUCAGUUUAUUUGGAGAAAAUCAAAAAAUGAAAAGCCAAAAGAAUGAUUGCAUUUUUUUUUUUAAAUAUUAUAAGUUGGUUUGUUUAUAAGCAUUAAACCAUUUUAGGAGACAUUUUGCUUCAAAUGUGAUGAAAAUUGGGAGUUUUUUUCCCCAUGUGUUACUUUGGGGAAGGCGACGUUACCUCACAGCGCUACACGCCUCACAUCAUUUCUGAUGUGUGCGGCGCUGCCGCUCUUAUGUUAUGUUUCACGUGCUUCAUCUGUCUUUAAGCAUGUUUCUACUGAACACUAAUUUGUGUCUCUAUUACUGUUUUAUGUGCUAAUCAAAAUAUGCUUAAAGACUCUUUAACCUCAGUAAAUUAUACAUUCAUACAAAGCAAAGUGAUGAUUCACUUUAAUCAGAACCCUGAACCUUUCUAUAACUAAUGUAAGUUUGAAACGCUGGAUGUGUGAAAAUCCAGGAAAAAUGCAAACAAAUACUGCAUUGAUUCACUGUUUGAAUGUUUUGUAAUGUGCUAAUAUUUCUGCAUUAAAGCUAAACCAACACAGCAGUGAAACACUGUGUACUGAAGUGACAUCUCCAGGAUAUGGCUGUGGUUCAAUGAGAUUUGAUUUGAAUGCACAUUUAAUGAAAUUUUAAUUUAAAAAAAAAUUUUUUUUUUUUUAAUAAACAGAAAUUGUUUUUCUGCUCAUUUUUCUGAUGUC